AGAGACCUGAAGUGUCACAGCAGUUGUCGUCUACCUGAUCGUUCUUCCUACAUCUGGUACAGAAAUGGAGAGAAAAUUCAGUCACAAACAUCUUCGACUUAUUCAGUGUACUUUAAUUAUGCAGACAGUUUUUCCUGUGCUGUUGAAGGACAUGAGGAUUUCCCCUCUCCUCCAGUGUGUGUCGAUGGUCAAAUCUGCAACAGAGUGAUUUACACUGACAGAAGCAUCUGUGCCUCCAAAGGCUCAUCAGUGGACAUUUCUUGCUUGUACAAUAGCCUUGAUUCAAUCAUGUCCAAAUUCUGGUUCAGUCCUCAUCAUAGUUAUCAGUGGCAGAGUCCUUCACAGCCUGAGGACCUUAGUGUAGAUUCCCAGUUUGCAGGUCUUGUUCAGGUCCUUGAAUCAGAGAGAGGACGCUCCACUCUGAGAAUCACUGACCUGACAGAGAGUGAUUCAGCUCAGUAUCACUUCAAGUUUACAACACAAUGGUUUGAGUGGAGGAGUAGUUUACCUGGUACAACUCUGACGGUCACAGCUCUGCAGGUGCAGGUGACCAGAAUAACAGUCCACCAGUCUGAUACUGAGGCAGAGCUGAAGUGUCACAGCAGCUGCAGUCCAGCUGCUCGUCUUUCCUACGUCUGGUUCAAGAACAGACAGAAAGUCACAGGGGUGGAGACAUCUUCUUUUAAAGGCCGGGUUUAUCCUGGAGACAUCAUCUCUUGUGCUUUGAAAGGACAUGAGAACUACGGCUCUCCUUCAGUCUAUGGUCCAAAGCUUCCCUCUGUAUCAGUGAGUCCCUCUGCUGAGAUAGUGGAGGGCAGUUCAGUGACUCUGACCUGUAGCAGUGAUGCUAACCCAGCAGCUAAUUACACCUGGUACAAGAAGAAUGGAGAUCCAGACCUUCAACCUCUCAGUAAAGAUCCAGAGCUUGUCUUCAGCUCCAUCCAGUCCUCUGACUCUGGAGAGUAUUACUGUACAGCUGAGAACCAGCUGGGGAGGAGGACGUCUGAAUACAUCUAUGUUAAUGUGACAUAUGGUCCAAGACUUCCCUCUGUGUCAGUGAGUCCCUCUGCUGAGAUAGUGGAGGGCAGUUCAGUGACUCUGACCUGUAGCAGUGAUGCUAACCCAGCAGCUAAAUACACCUGGUACAAGAAGAAUGGAGAUCCAGACCUUCAACCUCUCAGUAAAGAUCCACAGCUUGUCUUCAGCUCCAUCCAGUCCUCUGACUCUGGAGAGUAUUACUGCACAGCUGAGAACCAGCUGGGGAGGAGGACGUCUGAAUACAUCUAUAUUAAUGUGACAUAUGGUCCAAGACUUCCCUCUGUGUCAGUGAGUCCCUCUGCUGAGAUAGUGGAGGGCAGUUCAGUGAAUCUGACCUGUAGCAGUGAUGCUAACCCAGCAGCUAAUUACACCUGGUACAAGGAGAAUGAAGACUCACCAAAAGCAUCAGGACAGAUCUUCACCAUCACUGACUUCAGAGCUGAACACAGUGGGAAUUAUUACUGUGAAGCCCAGAACAGAAGAGGACGUCAUAACUCCACCUUACAGCUGAUUGUUGUGGCAGCUACAUGGAAGUUACCAGUUGCUCUCUCGACCACUGCUGUUAUUCUGAUCUUCAUGCUGCUCUUGGUCUUUUUCUGCAUCAGAAGAGUGAGGUCUUCACAACAGCAGUCUGAGGCUGACGAGAGACCAGACAACAGAGCACAGCAGACAGAAGAACUUCACUACGGCAGCGUACGAUUCAUACGGACCCAGGCAGACACUCUUCAUUCAGACUUCAGCCCAGCUCGGCCUCACAGGAACGAGGAGGAGAGUGUUGUAUACGCAACUACAAACUUCAUCAGGUCCUCAGGAAGAGUGAGGUCUUCACAACAGCAGUCUGAGGCUGACGAGAGACCAGACAACAGAGCACAGCAGACAGAAGAACUUCACUACGGCAGCGUACGAUUCAUACGGACCCAGGCAGACACUCUUCAUUCAGACUUCAGCCCAGCUCGGCCUCACAGGAACGAGGAGGAGAGUGUUGUAUACGCAACUACAAACUUCAUCAGGUCCUCAGGAAGAGUGAGGUCUUCACAACAGCAGUCUGAGGCUGACGAGAGACCAGACAACAGAGCACAGACAGAAGAACUUCACUACGGCAGCGUACGAUUC
Acanthopagrus latus (yellowfin seabream) is the source of this 2151-nucleotide messenger RNA. Its product is annotated as B-cell receptor CD22-like. The transcript is spliced from 13 exons. The annotation marks the transcript as partial. The record is from RefSeq and is a predicted model, not a curated record. Lineage: Eukaryota; Metazoa; Chordata; Actinopteri; Spariformes; Sparidae.